Molecule: messenger RNA, 3841 nt
Organism: Phyllopteryx taeniolatus (common seadragon)
Lineage: Eukaryota; Metazoa; Chordata; Actinopteri; Syngnathiformes; Syngnathidae
Product: semaphorin-7A
Exons: 14
Coding region: 46-1962 (638 amino acids)
Biological process (GO): regulation of inflammatory response; positive regulation of axon extension; positive regulation of macrophage cytokine production
Molecular function (GO): semaphorin receptor binding; integrin binding; chemorepellent activity
Source: RefSeq, a predicted model, not a curated record
CUUCCCUUUCGUAUUCUCACUCGCACCUGCCAGUCGCCCCGUAGAAUGGCGAACUUUUUGUCAGCGCCGUAUUUUCAUUAUUUCUUUGUUUUAUGGCUUCUCGCAAGUGUUAUCUCAGUGGACCCGUGGACGCUUUUGCCGAGGAUGACGUUCACACAGGAAGAGCUCACGCUUAAAAGCGCAACGUUACCCGGCGAAAUCCGCACAGUUCUUCUUUCGAGACGAGAUCACAGCACGCUCGUGGCUGUCGGAAAAAGACAUCUGAUUUCUGUCAGCUUCCAGGAUCCUCCGAAGACUCCCGUGGAAAGAAAGUUGCUGUGGGCCGAGUGCACAGACACUGCAACUUCGCCAAGCGGUUGCAGCUACGAAGUGGUCUUGGCCCAAGAAAGGGAAAACGCCAGCAGGGUGUUUCUUUGCGGGACGGACGGAGCAGUGACACUGUGCUGUGACACGAAGCCGUCAGAGGUUCCUCCCACCUGCACCCCAGCUGACGACCUGGAGAGCAUACGAGGGAGCAUCAGGAGUUUUAUCUUAAAGGAUGCUGAACAUUCUGUUCUUGUUGAAUCUGCAGAAGGUUCCUCGCUGUAUGUCACGUACUCCGGCUCCCAGGAGUAUGUGGGCGUUCACAAGUUCGGGAAAAACAGAGUGGGACCAGCAAACCACGACAAAGAACAGCACUACCUGGGUUUGGUUAUGAGCAAACACAGGGACGAGCCUUUGCAGGACAAAGUGUACGCCUUCUACAAGGAGAGGAAUAAAGAUUUGAACGUGUUCAGCAGCACAUGGCUUCCAUAUGUCUCCCAGUUUUGCUUGGCAGACAUGGGUGGACCCAAGAACAAUAUGCAGUUCACCUGGACCUCCCAGAUGAGUGCGAGGCUUCUCUGUGGCGACACAGAGAGCAAAAAACACUUCUUCGAGAUGGUGGACAUUGACACCGUGCACGCAGAGCGAUGGCAGGACACCCGUAUUUAUGCACUCUUCAAGAAUGAAUGGAACAUGAGCGCCGUGUGCGUGUACUCCAUGCAGGACAUCCACGACGUCUUCAGCAACUCUCUGUUCAAAGGCUCCGAAAAUCAACAUGGCCGGCCCAGGGGGUGCGUUUCAGACAGCACGCGUCUACCUCUGGCCGUCCUGAGGAUGACCCAGAUAAACUCUGAGAUGGAGCAGUGGGUGAGGCCUGUGACAAAGUCAGGCCCACUUCUCAUCAGCCACCACGUGUACACCCACAUUCACGCUGAUGCUGCUCUCACAAAGGAACACACACUUCUCUUUUUGUCUCGAUAUUCUGGAGGAGUAGACAAAGUGGUGCAAAACACAAGCAUGGCCUUCAUUGUCGCAGAAUACAGACCUUUUACCCACAGAGCUCAUAUUGACAGCAUCAUGCUUCAUCCUACCACUAAGAAUCUUUACAUCAGCUCUAGCGGUCAGCUAAUCCAGAUGGACGUGGCCGACUGUACCCACUAUGGAAACACAUGCGAGGACUGUGUGUUGGCGCGAGACCCUUACUGCAGCUGGGAUGACAACCGCUGCACUGCCACAACCACAACCAGUGGUCUAGUGGUUCAGGAUGUGAACUCGGGAAAUUACCACGUGUGCUCAUCCUUGCCUCAUCAUUCAAGCAAAGUGGUCGAUCACUCAAGCGUGCCCGAGGUGGCAGUGGCACUUCCUCUCGGGUCCCAGUACUUCCUGAGAUGCCCCCUGGGGUCCCGCCACGCCCGCUACAGCUGGCGUCACGGGGGCAGCGGAGCCACGCCCUGCGCCUGGACCCCGCACGGGUGCUUGCUCUUGAUUGACAGCAACCAGGAGGGGGAGUACACGUGCGAGUCAGAGGAGAAAGGCUACAGCCGCGUGCUCGCCCGCUAUGCCGUACGCGUCGCUGGCGGUGCUACGUCAGCGGGACGCUCUGCCGGGCUGCUAUUUUGGCUCUGUGCGCUCGCUGCUCUCAGCUGCACAAUAAUGUAAAAAGGUGGACCAUAACUGUAUUUUUGUCUUUUUAUUUAUUGUAAUAUAAGAAAAAGUAUGUACAGUGCAUCUGUAAAGUAUUCACAGCCCUUUCCUUUUCCACAUUUUCUAAUGUUACAGCCUUAUUUCAAAAUUGAAUACUUUAUUUUCCCCCUCAAAGUUCUACACAUAACAAUCCAGCAUGACAACAUGAUUUAGUUUUUGACGUAUUUGUGAAUUUAUUGAAAUUAAAAAACAAGCCCUGCUGUAAAUAUAAAAAAAAAACAAGUGUAGUUGACACCCCUCCUAAGUAUGUAGAUUAUUGCCUAUAUUAAUACUUUAGAACAAAGAUACCACAAACACAAAAAUAUUCAUUUUACAUGAACACUCUUCAAAAUAAAUGGCUUAUGAAUAAACACACAAAUGGCAAACAGUGCAAAUGUACAGUAAAUUAGCUUGUCUCACAGGCAUGAUGUAUCACUUCAACAAACUUCCUCGGCAAUAAUUACUGUCCUAUAUUUCCUAUUUAGACAAGGCUUUGGCAGGAUCUUGUGGCGUCUUAUGGUGUGUUACAUAACCAAAUGUAGAAAAAAUGAACCGCUGUGAAUAAGAAAGUUUGCAGAUGCACUCAAGAUUUUGUCUUUUUUUUUUAAUAUAUAUAUUUAUAUAUAUUAUUUUUUUAAUGAAAAGAAACUAAAUGUGGAGAUACAUCCAUUGUUUCUUAUAUCUGUUGGAAUUUAAUUGAUAAAAUUGCAACAUUGCUUUUGAUUGUUUAAAAAAAAAAUCAUGUCCGAUGAAAAACAUCCCUGAGAUUUGUCGGAUUUUUUAAUUUUUAUUUUUUUUGGGUCAAAAUAAACGGCUCUUUAUUUUUUUGGUCAAAUCUGAAAAAAAGGGAAAAAACUGCAUGAUUUUCACGGUUGGAAAUGGUAAAAAUCAUAAAAAUUGAACUUUUAGCAGUAAAAAAUAAAAACAAUUAUAAGAAAAAGAAGAGACCAUAAAAUAGUCAAUAGUAUAAUAGAAUUCUAAAAUGAAAAUAAAUGCAAUACUAAUAUAUUAUUGAAUAGUAAUAAAUACUAUACUAAUAGUAUAAUAAACACUAUCUGUCAUGAACAUGGUUAGGGCGACGGCGAGGAACGCAAGGCAAGAACAUGGUGGACCCAAUUGCAGGGAAGCAGGGAGGCAAGGCAGGAGUGCGGGAAUCUCAAAAUAAUAAUAUUUAAUCACAAUGAUAAAACAACAGGCGACUAUGACAUGGCAAGACAUGUGACAACGACAAUGAACCGACGAGAACUGAAAGAAACCAGGGAACUAAAUACAAACAAAUUGACGAGACAACGAGGAACACCUGGACAAGACGAGUGGCUAGAGAGAGCUGAUUGGUCGACAAAGUAGACGAGAACAGGUGGACACAACAAGCUAAUGAGCACACGACAAACAUGGAACACAGGAAAACAUUGAACAAAACUAAACACAACCCAAACCAAAACACAGACCAUGACACUAACGCUUUACAAAUAAUUUAAAUAAUAUUACUAAAAUACUAAUUAAUGCAAUAUGCUAUACAUGCAGGUUAAUUGACAACUCUAAAUUGCCCGUAGGUGUGAAUGUGAGUGCGAAUGGUUUGUUUGUAUGUGCCCUGAUGCUAUUUAAAACAAAAGAAAAUCUUGAAAUACAGUAAUAAAUUGAAACAGAAAAUGUGAUUAAAAAUACUAUCGAUGGAUAGAUAGGUAAAAAAGAAAUACAAAUAAAAUGAAAUUGAGAGUGAAGCAUGUCAGUCUCUUGGGUCUUGCUGCAUGGAGCAAUUGAGUGUGAACCAUUGAUGACUCCCAGAGAUAAUGUUUUUUUUAUAUAGAAGUUCCUCUUUGGAGUUGACCAAAGUGAGUGUUGUUUAUGGUCUCCA